Aspergillus ruber CBS 135680 is the source of this 1963-nucleotide messenger RNA. RefSeq names its product SAC3/GANP domain protein. The transcript is spliced from 3 exons. The record is from RefSeq and is a predicted model, not a curated record. The coding region runs from base 271 to 1776 and encodes 501 amino acids. Gene Ontology annotation, cellular component: nucleus. Lineage: Eukaryota; Fungi; Ascomycota; Eurotiomycetes; Eurotiales; Aspergillaceae.
GCAUCCGUCUUCCUUUUCACCCGACAAUCUUGCUCCUUUUGUCUAUACUUCUGACAUUCUCGGUUACUCUUGUCUUUGUCUCUUGUGUUAUAUUCCACUCGAAUCUCUUGGUGUACUGCUGCUGUACAGAGUAUAGGGGUUCCACAUAAGGUCAUUUUCGUAGUCUUCUUCGCACUUCUAUCAUUGCUCCUUUCCUGUUUCUCUCUCCUCUCUAUUCUUCUGUCUUUCUUCUUUCUUUCUAUCUCUUCUUGCACAUUUUCAGUUUUCGGUAUGAGUUCUGGAAUCCCACCAUGGCGCACAACAGCGUCAGCAACGACGACUGCCACGACUCCCUUCUCCGGACAUGGACAUGCGACACCUGCUUAUAUCCCAGUUCAAGCCCGCCGUAGCCUUGCUCAACCCAAACCCACUCCAUCGCAAUCGACCUCGGAAGCUCCACGGAAACGAGUAGCUUGGCCCGCCCCUCUUCGGUCGUAUGUACAACGAUGCUUCGUACCUGAACAUCAGAUUCCCAGCGUCACCAGACAAGAGAUGGAGGCCAAGUUGAAAUCGAUUAUUACCGAGGCCGCAGAGGGUGACAAGCUUGACACGAUCAAUUGGGAUACCCUGCCCCUACCGCAGGUCAUGGUACAGAACGAGCGGAAUAGAAUCUUGGCCAACCCCAGCGUGUCAGCUUGGGGUGAGGAGGCCUCGCGAAAGCGAAAGUCUACGGAGUACACGCCUGCGGAUACGAAGAAUGAUAUAUCUCCUCCAUGGAGACAGACUAACAGUGACCAGAAGUUUGAAGAUCGAGUGACUUACAGCCCCACAGACAAACGACAGCGGACAGAUUACAAGAACCCAAGUAAGUCGAAAGCUAAUCUUGAGUUGCGGCGGAAACGGUUUGAAGAACCCCGAUCCCGAUACGGGUCGUCGCCGUCGUCCCCACGUGGCGAAUCGCCCGUUGUUAGUGUCCACCAAGGCCCCAUUGUCGGACGGUGCCAGGAUUUGGAGAAGAACUACUUCCGAUUGACAUCUGCACCGAACCCGGACACUGUGCGACCACUCCCGGUGCUGCAGAAGACGCUGGACCUGCUGAAGAAAAAAUGGAAACGGGACAAUAACUAUGGCUACAUCUGCGACCAGUUCAAAUCAUUACGACAGGACUUGACAGUGCAGCGCAUCAAGAAUGAGUUUACAGUGAACGUGUACGAAAUCCAUGCGCGGAUUGCUCUGGAGAAAGGAGAUCUUGGUGAGUAUAAUCAGUGCCAGACCCAGUUGCGCGCGUUGUAUACACAGCAACCUGGCGGACACCCAACGGAGUUCAAGGCAUAUCGCAUUCUGUAUUUCAUCCACACGCGCAACUGGACGGCGAUGAAUGAUGCGUUAGCGGACUUGAGGGCGGCCGACAAGCGGGAUCCGGCCGUGAAGCAUGCCCUGGACGUCCGAUCGGCGUUGGCCUUGGGGAACUACCAUCGGUUUUUCCAGCUGUAUUUGGACACUCCGAACAUGGGAGCCUAUCUGAUGGACAUGUUUGUGGACCGCGAACGCCUGUCGGCCUUGACGGCAAUUUGUAAAGCGUAUAAACCCGAUGUGAAUAUUCGGUUCAUCACUGAAGAGUUAGGAUUCGAGUCGGACGAGCAGAGCGCCCGAUUUGUGCUGGAGCACACGUCGGGGGAGCUACUACAGGAGAAAGACGGGGCUGUGAAGCUGCUAACGGGCGGCCUAGCUACGCAGAUGUUUGAAGCGUCCAAAAAUGAGGCGCAUCGGGUGGUUGACAUCAAGGGACAGAUAUAGUUUUUCUUUUAUGAUGAUCGAGACAUGGGAUAUGCAGCGGGAACGGGUUCGCGAUGAUGCAUCUACGGAGUUAUACCCUGGGGGGUUUUUUUUUCUUUUUUUUGCAAUAUGGAUCGGUGGCGAAUGUACAGAGUUAGGAUACGAGUACAAGUACAGUUAUCAAUAUAGACCGUUAGUUUUCUACACC